Molecule: messenger RNA, 4044 nt
Organism: Protobothrops mucrosquamatus (brown spotted pit viper)
Lineage: Eukaryota; Metazoa; Chordata; Lepidosauria; Squamata; Viperidae
Gene: TICRR
Product: TOPBP1 interacting checkpoint and replication regulator
Exons: 20
Coding region: 1-4044 (1347 amino acids)
Biological process (GO): response to ionizing radiation; DNA replication; mitotic G2 DNA damage checkpoint signaling
Cellular component (GO): nucleus
Molecular function (GO): chromatin binding
Source: RefSeq, a predicted model, not a curated record
AUGACCUGCUCCCACAACGUGGUCUUCCUCUUGGACACCGCGGAUUCCACAGAGAAGGCUCGCCUUCACUUGGGCACCUUGAGGAUCUUGAACUUCUUGGCUUGCAAGUUUGGUCUCGCUAAGGUCCGAUGGGAUUUCAAAUUCUUUGACUCCAUGGGAAUCCGUGGCCGGGCUUCGCGUGUAGGCAGCUUCCGGGAGCUUGGCUCCCGCAGCUGGGAAGACUUCGAGGAGGAGCUGGCGGCCAGGUUUGGGAAGCAGCUCUGCACUCCCUGCUCACCGGGCCCAACCCCACGAUCCACCGUCACUCGGAACAUUCUGAAAGAAACGCUGCUUGACUAUCAGUGGGAUCGGCCUGAAAUAGUCUCUCCUGCCAAACCGGUGCUGAGAAGUCAGAAAAACAAAUUAACUGUGAUUGCGGAUAACCCUCCAGUGCAGUCCACUCAUGCGGGCUUUGCUAAUGCCAUUUUCCUCUUAUCUCCCUGCCCUCAUUCCCAGAGGGAACUCUUGCAGUUUAUUUCUGGAAACUAUGCUUCUUUACUGGAAGACCUGCCUCCUUUGCAUGACCUGGCAGAAAAAUUCCUCCCUAAGGGAAUCCAGGACAUGAUAGUCAAUCAUAAGGUCACUCUGUAUUGGAUGGACACCGCUGAAUGGUCCAAGCUUGAACCCUCUGAUCACACAGGCUACCUUAUGUUGCUUGAAGUCAUGUGCAUCCUGGGAGGCACCGUUUUGUCGUCUGAGGUUGCUGAAGUGACAUUUUUAUCGGGAGCUCAUUCUCCUUGUACCGGGGUUCUCUCCCCCAUCUCUGGCACCGCCACGCUUCUUUCUCUCCUCUCUGCUGAACAAGUUGCGGAAGCCGAGAGGUGCCUCCUUCAAGCCCCUGUGGCAGAGAACAUUUCCAAGGAGCUGGACUUCUGUCUGCCAGAAGUCGUGAGCAGCGUGCUAAGUCAGGUCAUAGAGGACUCUGAUGAAGACCACCACCAAGCAGGUCCUGGAUGGGCCCAGCAAGAGCUCCCAGGUGCUCAAAGCUGGAAUCCUGACGUGCUUGAAGAUUGGUACAGUGUGUCAAACCUUUGUGGUGCAAGCUCAUACUUGAUGGAACCAUUCAGGAUGCUGCAAGCAAGUUGUCCUCAAAAUGAAGAGGACACCCCAAAAUCAGAAGUGGAGCUGAGACGGUCCCUAGCAGAAUUUUACCAGAAAAAAAAUUCUGAUCGUACAGUUUCAUCUCACCCCCGAGAUCAGAAAAAGAGAUGCGGGGCUCCCCGGACGCCCAUUAGGCAGAAGAUGAAAACCAUGCCCCGUUCUCUUCAGAUGCUGAAUGUUGCCAUGCUCAACGUGAAAGCUCAAAAACACCAGCCGGAGGGAGACCUGCCCGCGAAUAAAAAGCCACGCCAAAGGCCGCUGUCCAGAAGAUUGGAAAACGGAAGGAAACGGAAAAGCAAGAUGGACUUCAGUACUGAAGGCGAAAUGCUGUCUUACCUCAGUGCAAACUACGAGAACGCUAUGAAGGAUGGGGGAAAUUUGUUUGCACGUUCUCAAGAUAUGGUGACGGCGGUUAAUGCAUUUCAGAAAUCCAGUGAGGCAGCUUGUCUAGAUACGAUCCAAACAAGUCUCCUGAAGACCACCAACGCUCUUCGUCAACAACUUGCUUCUGAUCCUGAUAAAGAAACCAAAAUCAAAGAGUGCCAACUUCAAGUGUAUUUGCGCCUGGAGAUGUGCCUGCAACGUCCUUCUUUGCAAAACAACACAGACAGAAUGGAGCAGCUUGUGCAAGAGAUGACAGAGUUACUUAGGAUGUUGUGCUUGACUAAAGAUCCAGGAUACCUCAGCAGUUUUUUGGAGGAAGUUCUAGAUAUAUACAUGGAAUCUAUGCCAAAGACGCUUGGUGAUUUGUACUACAGUCUGGGAACGGAGAUUCCCUCUAAGUUAGCUUCCGUCCUUCCAGCGGAUUUCUUCAGCGACGAUUCCAUUACCGAGGAGACAGAGAGUUCACCCUUUCCUGCUUCGGCCGCCUCUUUUCCACUUUCUAAAGCAGGUUCUUUAAGCACUGAAGCAGAUGAGCUGGAAGAACUUCGCAGCCGAUCUGCUAAGAAACGAAAACAUCCGCUAGCCAGACAUAGGAGUAUCGCAGAAAUGUCACAGAAUUUACGCCAAAUAGAAAUUCCUCAAGCAUCCUGGAACCACAAGAGAAAGGACAGCUCUCAUGUGCCCCUUGAGGUCAAACUGGCACCAAUUUCCAAGAAAAUGGGAGUACAAGAAGUGAUAAAGGUGAGAAGAAAUCUUUUCAAUAGAGAAACUCUAUCUCUGGGCAAAGGUUCCUUACCAAAGAUGGCUCGGAGCCAGUCAGUUUCCAUUUUGGAAGAUCUAAAACAUAAACGCAGCAGAUCUAAGGAAGAUAUUAAAGCUCAUCACAAGCUCUUGACCACAACGGUGGCAGAAACCCCCUUGCACAAGCAGAUGUCCAGGCGCCUUCUGCAGAGGCAGAUUACAGGCCGGUGUUCGGAUCCUGGGUCUGAUGUUGGCAUUGUGGAAGAAUCUCCUGAAAAGACCAUGACCUAUGGUUUAAGAAGAAGUCCGCGGAUCAAGCAAUUGAUGCAGGAUAAAUUUCUCUCCAGCUCCAUCCGCUCCCUAGAGCCAAAUAAAAGGAACACACCACAAGUGCAUUCUGCACAUCUGGAAGAACCAGUUCUGUGCCAAAAACUGGAUGUCUCCCCUCUUCUCCACAAGCCUCUUUCAGACAGCUCUCCCGUAGACCAAGGCCCCAAGAGGCCCCCAAGUGGCAUUGCUUCAGCAGAGGAAGCCGCAGAUGCACAGCCUGCGCUCUCCUCGAGCCCCCCCAGGCACGAUCGGGCCUCCUCCCUGCUUGCAAUCUCAAAGUCAGGUUCUUGUGCUUAUGCGUUGCGUUGCACCGCUGACAGGCGGCAACGGGAAGCUGCAGCCCGGCUGGAGAAGGAGGAAAAGAUGGCUACGUCCCAAACUCUCGGGGCAACGGCUGCUCCACUGACCUAUGAGGUGGAACUUGAAAUGCAGGCUUCCGGUCUGCCCAAGCUCCGCAUCAGAAAGGUGGCUUCCGAGGCUGUGCAGCAGCAGCAGCAGCCUCCUGUUUCGUGUGACACACUCAAGGGGGAGGAAAACGAUCGCACGGCGGGGGAUGUUUCGGUGGCCUGGUGUAGCAGGCACCCAGAGAAAUUGGAACUGCUGUCCAUCUCGCCGUCCUGUGUCCGCUCUGCCCACAAUACCCCUGGGAAGUUUGGGAUUGCUGGGCAGACUUACAUAUGCCACUCCUAUUCACCCACGCUCUGCGCCUCGUCUACGGCUUCCCCGUCCCAGGGCAGCAGUGGUGUGGCUUGGACCCCGUCUCCAAAACGUAACGGGAAGGUGACCCCCGAGGCCAUCAAAGAUUGGCCACGGAGGAAAAGGGCCGCGGUUGGCUGCAACCGAAACGAAAGGCCAGCAGAAGCGGUCGGAGAAGAGCCAGCCCCACAUCCUGGGGGCAAGGAAGCAUUAGAACUCUUCGGUCCCAGGAAGGCUCAGCCCUUGGGAGACCCGGAAUUUGAAGGAAUAGAUAUGCUUCUAGAUCUUGGCAGCGAUACAGAAGGCAACAAGGAGGAGAACCUCAUCAUGCUGGGGCUAGAGUCUAGAAAAAGGGCUCUGGAGCCAAGAUCACUGGGUGAGGAGGCUAGCCAGGAAAUGAAAAGGCCGUGCCUAAUAAAAGAGAACCCCAGAGUCGCCGUCUACUCAACUGAACUGCUCAGCACGGGAGAACAGACAGUCUCCUCAAAGUCAACAACCCUGGAGGACAUCUUCAGCUUCUCAGAUACGACUCCACCCAAAUCUUCAGGUGUCAUCUCCGCAAGUGGCCUUUGGGCACUGGAACAGUCCCCACUCCUGUAUAAAGGCCCUCCUACGUCCCAGAGGAAGUGCCCAAACGGGGAAGACUCGGAGACGUUUGCAGCUGCGUACGAGGAUCUCUCUCUUUUCCGCAGCGCGCCAGGCAGAAAGAGAUCCAUUACCAGGACCUACUCACGGAAAAGGCCACUCUGCUGA